AGUGAUUUUGGGCCUACACAGUGUGGACCUGCAGAGGAAAUCUACAUAGAUUACCUUGACAUCAUGCCAGAGACUGAGAUGUCAGAGCCAGAUGAGAUGCAGCUAACGGAUAACAUCGAAAUUCAAUGCACAGAAGAUUUUGACUGUUCCCCAAAAGAAAUUCUUUUGGAACUUGGGAAAAAUAUUAACUACAACUUGAGCUGCAGAUUUAACAUCAACCGAAACAAUGUACUCGAUGGUGCAUUUAGAGCAUUCAACCGGAAAUCAUACAAUCCAUUUAAGAGAAUUUCUGUUAAGUUUUCUGAUGAAACUGGACAUGUUGAGGAAGGAAUAGAUUUGGGAGGUCCAAGACGAGAGCUUUUAAGUCUACUAAUGGAAGACAUUGAGCGCUCCCCGAUGCUGACAGGUCCAGAUGGACAAAAAAACCUUGCUCUUGACUCGAUUGCUGUCAGAGAAGACAAGUACUAUAUCAUGGGGAAGGCUAUAUCAGUCAGUAUGGUUCAUGGGGGGCCAUCACCGGGAUUCUUUUCUCCCACUUUAUUUGAUUGCAUUGUGAAAGAUAACGUCUCACCCACCAUCGAUGAUGUGCACGACCUUGACUUGCGAGCUAAAAUCAUACAGGUAUCAGAGGCCAAGUCCAUGGAGGAGUUGCGUUCAGUUGUGUCCAGUCACAGUGACUACCUGUCUAAUGCAGGCUGCCUACGAGCUGUAAAAUGUCUGGAGGACAAAGACCUGCUUUUGCAGGACAUCCUCCAGUUCCAAGUCGUAAACCGACUCCAUGGUCCACUCGAACGGUUCAAGGAAGGCCUGAGGACAUUAGGAUUGUUGGAGGAGGUUGUCAAACAGCCAGAAGCCUUUCGUCCUCUCUUCUGCAGCCCACCACAGACCCUUAGCGCAGAUGGUCUCGAUCACCUGUUUGUCAUCUGUUUUUCCAGUGCAGGAAGUAACAGACGAGUACAGGAAAACAUUGCUGUGGGCUUUUGGAGAGACUACCUUCUAGAUGCAGAGGAAGGUAACUCCCCCUGCUCGUUGGAGGAAAUUCUAAUGUUUGUGACUGGAUGCAGUGCGCUACCUGCCAUUGGCUUGAAGCCGGAACCAUCCAUCGAGUUCCUGCACACUGACGGUCUUUUACCUGGGGACACUCAACAGAGGGCGAAGUUUCCAACGGCAAACACAUGUGUGAACUGCUUGCGUCUACCUUUGCACAAGGAUUACACUGCCUUUAAGUACAAUAUGGACUUUGGUAUUUGCAAUACACAGGGCUUUGGUCAAGAGUAGGGCUUAGAAUGAAAUGGUAUAAGGAAACUGUCAAUAGGCUUUUUGUUUUUUGGUACUGUUCAUCUUUAAUUCACAUUCAAACCAAGUUUUUGUUUCUGAACCUCAAACGUAAUUUACAAUUGUACAAAAAUGUUGUUCAACUAAAUGUGACUGAAGGGUUGUACAAUAAAA
Messenger RNA from Osmerus eperlanus (European smelt), 1449 nucleotides. RefSeq names its product G2/M phase-specific E3 ubiquitin-protein ligase-like. The record is from RefSeq and is a predicted model, not a curated record. Gene Ontology annotation, biological process: protein polyubiquitination; ubiquitin-dependent protein catabolic process. Gene Ontology annotation, molecular function: ubiquitin protein ligase activity. The transcript is spliced from 6 exons. The coding region runs from base 64 to 1278 and encodes 404 amino acids. NCBI's taxonomy places the organism in Eukaryota, Metazoa, Chordata, Actinopteri, Osmeriformes, Osmeridae.